Molecule: messenger RNA, 374 nt
Organism: Didymodactylos carnosus
Lineage: Eukaryota; Metazoa; Rotifera; Eurotatoria; Philodinida; Philodinidae
Source: the annotation of a GenBank genome assembly
CAAGAGAAAAAAUGGUCAAAUGUUAUACCAGUUCCAGAAACAUUUCUAGCAAAAUUGACGAAAUUUGUUCAAGAUGGUCAGCUGAUUUCCCCGACUGCUACAAUGUAAUGCAUCUCUGCUCUACUUUUUAAGGAAUUGCUGCGAAUGAACUCCCACCAAAACAUUAUGAUGAAACAAUAAAUUCAUCAAGAGCAUAUCGUCUUGAUCAUGAUACAAAUGGAAUUGUUUCGCUUCGUGUUAUAAUUCAACCACCCAAACCCCGUGAAAAUAAAAAAAAACCGAAAACAGAGCCACGAUGGGAUGGUAUCAGGCGCAUGAGUAAAAUAACAGCGAGUAAUGGUUCGAAACAAAUUUUGGAUAAAUCUUAUUAUUAG